CAGCUGCCAUCCUUCCAUCCAUCCCCACUUCAGUCCAACUUCCCCAGCCGGCUUGGGGAAACCAUGGCUGAUUGGCACCUGGUUAGGCUGCACUCAGCUGUCCCUGAUAUUUGACACACAGACACUGGCGCGCACACACACACAUCCACACCCCUCCUUCCUGCCAAACCAAAAAACACACAUUGGCCCUGGGAAAGGGAAAUAAACAUGUGAGAGAAGGAGAUGGGAGAGGGAAAAGAGAAAGAGAAGUCCUACUACAAGAGCCAAAGUGCCCCUUAGGAAGUUGCCAGCCUCUUUGGUGGAGGGAUCACCUGCAGCCAGUUCUUGAUGUGGACCUGGUGGAGGAAAGCUGAGCUCUCGAAAAAUGGUUGCGUGAAGAGGACCACCUCGCUGGGGAUUUCAGAACUGAAAAAGAGCCUGAGAAAGUAUUCUUUAGCUGGAUCUUUUCUUCUUUUGUCAAGCUAGUUGCUCAAGAUUACCGCCAUAUUUUUUUUUCCCCUCUUGAGCCUUUUCCAUCAGUCCACCACAGGACUUUCUACUGGGAAAGUCCUUCGCAACGUGUGGCACGCACACAGCGACCUUCUUCUGCUCCUCUCCUCCAAACUGGAACGAGGGCUUCGUUUCUGCAUCAUCGGGAAUUAUGUCCGCAUUGUUGGAAGCUUCAGAUGGAAACGCAAAGGGGAUACAACCAAAAACUCUCUCGGGAACAUCCAGCAUGGAAAGGAGCGGUAAGGCUGGGAAUUUUGGAACAUUCAGGAGAAAAUGGUGAGACCUCUCGGUGUAAAUCUUCUGAUUCCAGCGGCGAAGAGGAAGCAAGCACGGGCCAAAAGAAGCCUCGUAGGCAGAGGACCCAUUUCACCAGCCAGCAGCUGCAGGAGUUGGAGGCAACUUUCCAGAGAAAUCGCUACCCGGACAUGAGCACAAGGGAAGAGAUAGCAGGCUGGACCAACCUGACGGAGCCGAGGAUAAGGGUGUGGUUCAAGAACCGAAGAGCCAAGUGGCGGAAAAAGGAACGUCACCAGCAGACAGAGCUUUGCAAAGGAGCCUUUGGCUCACAGCUUAAUGGUUUGACCGGAAACCCUUAUGACGACCUUUACCCAACCUACGCCUAUAACACCUGGACUCCCAAGGGCCUACACAGCAACCCUAUCCAUGGCAAAGGCUUCCAGCUCUUCAACUCCAUUAACCUCAAUUCUUUUGCACCCCAGAAUGUGUUCCCGGCAGCUGCAGGAACUUCUCUAUCUGGAGUCCCAUCUCUGGAAAACUUCAACAGCCUGGCAAGUCCUCCCGGGCACUCGGGUUCAAUGUACGCGCCUGGUGCCCCUUCGCCCUACAUGUACAGGGACCCCUGCAACUCAAGCCUGGCUGGAUUGAGACUCAGAGCAAAACAGCCACAAUCUGCUCUCAAUUAUGGUGCUCCACAAAACACGGGUAUCGGCCCCAGCUCCAGCCAGUAUCAUCUGGACAGGCCAGUCUGACCCUCGGCUGUAGGUCAAAAGAUGAUCAGAAUUUGUAUCCCAUUAAGAAUCUUGCCAAUGGCCUCCAUAAAAAUAAUAAUAAAAAACGCCUCUUCAAGUCCUGUGUGGGGAAAAAUUAGGGUUCCCAAAUAGUUUUUUUUCCCCCUUUCUGAAGACCACGUCAGCUUCAAGUAUUUUCUUAGCCCAGAUCUUGCUUUGGUUGAAGGCUGUAAGCAGCCAACCAUAGUCCAAUUUCAUCUGAACCAUUCAGGCUCAGAUACCGGAGAUGGUUGGAAUUAAUUAACGAAUAAUCAUCCUGGAAAGAUGAAUUGGCAGGGCUGUUAUCAGAUGUUCGGAGCAGAUAGAGAAAAAAAAAAACAUCUGUUUUUAAUCAUCAAAGCAGAAGCUCUCAAAAAAAGGAGGAACCCCCCCCCCCCCACCAAACCUCCUCUCUACCAAGGCAGUUUUCUUCAACUUGGCCACCCCCAGGGGUGUUGGAUUACAAUUCCUCUCAUCCUUAGCCAGCAUGGCCAUAACAGUCUAAGUUCAAUUCAGGUAGUAAGCACCACACACAGGAAGGCUGAGCUGGAGAAUAGGCCUAAUGAGGCAAGUAAUUGGAGCCCUUUUCAUCAAGGUCAACUUUAAUCUCUACCCCACUUUCCCUAAGAAUUUCAGUUUCCCCUCCUGGAUGCCCAGAAAAUUCCAGGUCAGGGCCAUGAAAAUGAACUAGAUUCCCUGCUCUCUUCUUGUGCUGGCCCGCUCCCCUAGAUCACUGGACAGAUCCUGUAAUUCAGCUUUACGAAUGAGCGGUUCGCUUCCCCCUCCUUUUUCUAGGGGGCUGGAAACCAGUCCUAAAUCACAUUUUUUAGUGCUAUUGCAACUUUGAACGGUCACUAAAUGAACUGUUGUAAGUCGAGGACUGCCUCUAAUUUAUCAGCUCCAGAGUCAUUCUGAAAUUGAGUUGCUUUUUGCCAUCUAUUGCAAACAAUGUAAAAACCAGCCAGAGCAUUGCAGCCCAUUUUCUCCUUUCUCUUCUGUUAACCAGGGGUCGGCAACCUUGGCUCUUUUAUGACUUGUGGACUUCAACUCCCAGAAUUCCUGAGCCAGCCCACA
Messenger RNA from Crotalus tigris (Tiger rattlesnake), 2570 nucleotides. RefSeq names its product pituitary homeobox 2-like. Gene Ontology annotation, biological process: anatomical structure morphogenesis; regulation of transcription by RNA polymerase II. Gene Ontology annotation, molecular function: DNA-binding transcription factor activity, RNA polymerase II-specific; RNA polymerase II cis-regulatory region sequence-specific DNA binding. NCBI's taxonomy places the organism in Eukaryota, Metazoa, Chordata, Lepidosauria, Squamata, Viperidae. The record is from RefSeq and is a predicted model, not a curated record. Bases 666 to 1478 code for a protein of 270 amino acids. Gene Ontology annotation, cellular component: nucleus. The transcript is spliced from 3 exons.